UGAGCGAACUAAUGGUAAACAAUGGCCAUGUCGCUCCUGAGGCAAGUCAUAUCCUCUAAUGCGACAGCUGCUACGAGGGAAAUAUCUCCAUUACUCAAUAAUCAUGGUGUUUGGCUUGCUAGCACCAGAAAUGCCAGCAAAAAGUCAGGAGGUAGCAGUCGAAACACAAAGGGUAGGCCAAGGGGCAAAUCCAGAGGUCUUAAGAAAGAAGAUGGUGACUGGGUAACUCAAGGAAGCAUUCUUGUGCGCCAGCUGGGUCUUGAAUUCCUUCCUGGAUUAAAUGUUGGCAUUGGGAGAGACAGAACACUGUAUGCAAAAUAUCAUGGCCGUGUGAUGAUCACAACAGAAAAAGUUGAUCCUAAUUGGGACCACAAAAUUGUCAAGCGUUUCAAAGGCCUCAUCCAGCAAGAUGAAGGUGCACCUAUAUAUAAAACAUAUCUCCAUAUCUUAACAGAGCCACAAAAAACUAAUUUCAAACUUGUUGAUCAAAUUUGAGCAUUGUGAUAUUUUAUGAAGUUUCUAAUUGCUGUUUGCAAUUAGCAGUGUUGAAAAUAUGGCAACCCUUUCAAGAAGUCAGAAAGAAGAACUAAAUGGAAUGUCUGUAGGAUUUAUUAUUUUUUUUUUUUUAGAUUUUUAGGAUUUAUAAGAGGGGGCAAAAUAAAAGAAAUUAUACAAGUGUGUGAUUUUCAAAAUCCACAUUUUUCCAGUAAGUAAAGGCUAUAAAAUUAUAGUGAUACCCUCCCCCUCUGAAAAUACUGGUUGUUGACUCAGCACGUUCCAGUGAAAUGAGUUAUACCUUGCAAAAUAUAGUAGUAUUUGUUACCUCACUUGGUUCAUUUCCUCCUCCCUUUACUUCCUCUCUUCCUGUCCAUCCUGCACCUGUUAGCAGUGGUCUGACUACCUAUCUAUCUACCAGUUCCAACCUUUUUUUUUUUCUUUUUCUCUCCUCCUUUUGUGUUUUCCUAAUCACUCAGAGCCAUUAGCAUGAAGAGUGGAAGUAACCAGGUAUCACCUGCCUCAGCUUGCAGAAAACAUCCUCACUCAUCAUAUAGAACAAUUAACACAAGGGAGUGAGAACAAGGAGGCAAAUCAUAAUGCAGUACAACACUGUACAUUGCACUUUGUUAGCAGUAUCUGUGUGUGUGUGUGUGUGUGUGUAUAUAACUGCUCCCUUUGUAUCAUGUAGUGUACAAUUAUCAUAAUCAGAAUAUAUUAUGAUGGAAAUAAAACAUUGCCAUUUA
Molecule: messenger RNA, 1241 nt
Organism: Scylla paramamosain (green mud crab)
Lineage: Eukaryota; Metazoa; Arthropoda; Malacostraca; Decapoda; Portunidae
Gene: mRpL27
Product: large ribosomal subunit protein bL27m-like
Exons: 3
Coding region: 22-495 (157 amino acids)
Biological process (GO): translation
Cellular component (GO): ribosome; mitochondrial large ribosomal subunit
Molecular function (GO): structural constituent of ribosome
Source: RefSeq, a predicted model, not a curated record